GAGUGUUUGGGGUGGUUGUUAUGCAGGCGCGUUGUGUUGUGCUAAGAUGAACAGACUGGAAGAUUACAAUGGGACUAGGGUCCAGGGUCGACGGGGCGCUAGUGACGAUCCUCCCGCUCGAGUAGACUUAGCACCUUCCCAGACGGAUAUGUGGGAUGCUGGGCAGAGGGCAAGGACACAGCUCGUUUUCUGCUCUCUCUCUCUCUCUCUUCUCCUACAUGACGGGCGACUGAGACGUCAACAUGGCUCUUCUGUCCUCGAUACUGGCGCUCCGGCAGGAUAAACGUCUACUCAAGCUACCGCCCUACCUUUCCGCGCUCUGCAUAAUCAUUGGCAUAGGAUGGCUCCUGGUACUCCCCUUGAACGAAUACUCGCGGAGAACAUAUGUCUCUGAGAAUGCGCUCCUCCCGGGACAAGUACAUACCUACUUUACCGGCAGCGAGCACAAUGUUUUUCGAGCCUAUCGCCAUGAGGUCCAUGGAUUGAUAGAUAAGCCCGUCGCAGAGCGCUCACAGCGACUCGAAGCCAUCUUCCGUGAACAGAACCUCAAAGUCGCAACCCAGCACUACAACUACACCGUCUCGAACCGGACCAUCGCGAACGAAAACGUCUAUGCUAUCCUCCAGGGUCCCCGCGCAGACGCAACCGAAGCCAUUGUUUUGAUCGGAGCAUGGAAGAACAUGGCAGACGAGGUCAACAACUCUGGCGUCGCAUUGGUUCUCACAUUGGCGCGCUACUUCAAGCGCUGGAGUCUUUGGAGUAAGGAUAUCAUCCUGCUCAUUCCUGGGGAUAGCACUAUCGGCUCGCAGGCCUGGGUUGAUGCCUACCACGAGGGACACGAUACACGUUACGUUGAGAGCCUGAAGAUCAAGAGUGGGGCAUUGCAAGGCGCUGUCGCUGUAGACUAUCCCGCUGGUCCUUGGGGUCAUCGAUACGACAAGCUGCAUGUCGUAUACGAUGGCACAAACGGCCAACUUCCCAACCUGGAUCUGUUCAACACUGCAGUGCAGAUUGCUUCCGGUCAGAUGGGCAUCGGCUGUGUGAUCCAGCGCAUGUGGGAUCACAAGGACUCCUACAAGGAGCGGCUUCAGACCAUGCUUCGAGGUAUGCUCUCGCAAGGCAUUGGUCAUGCAACUGGGCCUCAUUCGUCCUUUAUUCCAUACCACGUCGACGCCGUUACCUUGGUGACAGUUGGGGACGGCUGGCAUGACGAAAUGUCACUUGGGAAAACCGUCGAAUCACUCUUUCGAAGCUUGAACAACCUCCUCGAACAUCUGCACCAGAGUUUCUUCUUCUACCUUUUGCUACAAGAUAAGCGCUUCGUCAGCAUUGGCACAUAUCUCCCCUCGGCAAUGCUGAUCGCCAUCAACUUCAGCAUCGCGGCAAUGGCAUUGUGGGUGAGGAGCGGACGUACCACAGAGCCUGUCAGCAAUCCCGCUGCCACAAAACCCAAAAAGGCGUCGACCGAGAAGUCCUCUUCGGCAGACACCAAGACAGCCGAGAAUGAUACUGCCAAAGACGAGCUCAAGAGGAAGGACACUGACUCUAAGGUCAAGCAACCAGAAAAGAAAGAAGAAUCUGCAUCUAAACAACCAGCCACCGAGCUCGUCGAACAAGACGGCUCCCUGGCUGUUGUCCCCAAAGCCAGCACGACGAUAACAGAACGUCAUCUCCUCCUUCCCCUUGUUCUCGUCCUCACAGCCCAUGCUUCCGGCCUGAUCCCCCUAUACCUGUUCAACAACUGGGACGCCGACCACCUCCCCAACCUUUUCCUCACAGCCAGCAAUCUAACCACGCUCGCUCCACUCAUCAUAACCUUUCUCUUUUGGUGGUCUGCCCCCGAUGUGCUGACACCGCAAGCCCUUUGUCUGCUCCAGUGUUUCUCCCUGCUACUGCUAGGCAUGUUCCUUGCGGCCCUAGCAACGCUGAACUUUAGUUUGAGUGUCUUGGUCGGGGUGCUGUGCGUGCCAUUGAGCUUUGUACGCAGGAGUAACAAUCGUGGGAUUACUGGAGUGCAAUUGCUGAUGCUGGCCAUGCUGAACCCUGUUCUGGUUAUACAAACUAUAACGAAGCUGCUAGGAGCCAACCUAACGGAUGUUCUUGUUCAGAGCGCGAUCGGGUGGCAUGUUUGGGGUAUGUGGACGCAGGUUGUUGUCUGGUUGGUUUGGUUCCCUGCAUGGCUUGCGGGAGCCGUGGUGGUUUCGACUGGAUUUUGGGAAUAGAAGUGGACUACAUGGUAAAUAAUACACAAGUCAUCGAGUGCAAUGGAGUCAUAAGUCUUUUCAUUCGUUGGCCGUCCAUGGCCACUACCUAUGAUUACAUUCAACCACGCGUCUUGCUUAUAGCUGAUGCAUGCCACCUAUUGGAAGUGGAGACGACGUGCUCUAAAGGGCGUAUACCGGUGACCUGCUGCGAGAUGAUACUCAUUCAAGCAGCCCAGACGUCCUUACCUACACCCUCGAUCCAGUUACCCAGCUGGUUAACACUGGCGUCCCACUCCUUCAACCUUGUCCUCAUGCCCUCAAUCUGCUUCAUGUCCAGAACCUUGGGCUGCACCCAG
Molecule: messenger RNA, 2560 nt
Organism: Alternaria alternata
Lineage: Eukaryota; Fungi; Ascomycota; Dothideomycetes; Pleosporales; Pleosporaceae
Product: Glycosylphosphatidylinositol:protein transamidase, GAA1 component
Exons: 3
Coding region: 243-2222 (659 amino acids)
Biological process (GO): attachment of GPI anchor to protein
Cellular component (GO): membrane; GPI-anchor transamidase complex
Source: RefSeq, a predicted model, not a curated record